Molecule: messenger RNA, 3307 nt
Organism: Stegostoma tigrinum
Lineage: Eukaryota; Metazoa; Chordata; Chondrichthyes; Orectolobiformes; Stegostomatidae
Product: D(3) dopamine receptor
Exons: 8
Coding region: 634-1866 (410 amino acids)
Biological process (GO): adenylate cyclase-activating adrenergic receptor signaling pathway; adenylate cyclase-inhibiting dopamine receptor signaling pathway
Cellular component (GO): plasma membrane
Molecular function (GO): G protein-coupled receptor activity; dopamine neurotransmitter receptor activity, coupled via Gi/Go
Source: RefSeq, a predicted model, not a curated record
CAUAUGUUAAGAAGCUGCAUGCAAAAUACCUUCAGAUACUGCUAACACAGCUACAUAUCGUAUACCACAGUACAAUGCUUUAAUGUAUAUCUGCAAGAGUAAGUGAGUGAGAGAAAAACAGGAAAAGGAUAUUAUUGGCUGUGAGCUUAGGGAGGGCUCCAACUUCACCCUGCAUCAUUCUCUGUAUCAAAACGCUGUGUGAACUUCUGAAGUGCAGCUCACUGCCUCCAGUUGGCUAUCGUUUGGCCCUGCCAGGAGAGGAGUCAUGUGGAAAUGUUGGAAUUUUGAAGAGCACCUACUGUGACACUCGAGUUCACAUCUUCCCAGUGUGCUGCCAUUCAGCAGAGCUGUCCCCAGCCAGCUUAUUGAUGGCUUCAUCAGGCACCAUCCUCCAGAGGGGCUACAGUCACACAGCCAGUGAGUGUCGAGCUAUGUUCAACCAAAGCGCCGCUGGCCAGCCUGCUGACGGUACUGGGUAGAGGGGAAACUGCUGCUCAAGGGAACGGGGCAAUUCGGAUUUUCUUGCCGAGCUCAAGCGCCAGGGAUAACGGUGCUCACAUUCCUGAGGCAGAACUUCCAACUGCUCGCUCAGCGGCGUGUACUGGAGAAGUUUCCUGGACUGUAUGAUUCCCGAUGGCUUCUUUUGGAAGAGUAGUUAGAUUUGUCAACCUUACGGACCCUUUCCUCGGAUGGCCAAAUUCAUCUGAUCAUAACCAUUCACACAACUACUACGCUCUGCUUUUCUCACCGCUGAUCUUUGCCAUCAUUUUUGGGAAUGUACUGGUGUGUCUGGCAGUGCUGAGAGAAAAAUCUUUGCAAACAACAACUAACUAUCUCGUUGUCAGCUUGGCAGUAGCAGACCUGCUCGUAGCAAUCUUGGUGAUGCCUUGGGUUGUGUACCUUGAGGUAGUAGGGGAUUGGAGCUUCAGUCGAACAAGCUGCAACAUUUUUGUGACACUGGAUGUCAUGAUGUGCACAGCAAGUAUUUUAAACCUUUGUGCUAUCAGUAUUGAUAGGUACACUGCUGUUGUGAUGCCAAUCCAAUAUAACACAAAUUACAGCUCCAGGAGACGGGUGACUAUAAUGAUUACUGCUGUGUGGAUAAUGUCAUUUGCAGUGUCUUGUCCUCUCUUGUUUGGUUUCAAUACAACAGAUGACCCCAGCUUAUGUUCUAUAUCCAAUCCAGAUUUUGUUGUGUAUUCAUCCAUCGUGUCCUUCUACUUACCAUUUUUUGUUACAUUGUCAGUUUAUGUACGUAUUUACAUUGUACUUAAAAAAAGAAGGAAACGCAUCACCUCGAGACAAAACAGCAUUAACAUGGCUACAGAAAGUGGCAUGCAGACCCAGGAAAGGAUAGAAAAUUUUCCCAGAAGUUUACAUGCAUUCGCUUGUUUGAGAUUUAACAAGCAAAGGGGACUUUCUUCAAACAACAAACUGCUAGCACCAGUUGAAGUAGCAAAUUAUUGCAGCAUGAGCCAUGCAACAUUUGCAAAAACAGACAAUGGGAUUGAGGAAUCAGAAAGAAAGAGCAUGUGUACCAUAAAACAUGCUUCUGAGGUGAAAAAGCUGUCCAGUGGAAAAACUACAACUUCACUGAGACCUGUAUUAAAACGCAGGAACCUGCAAAUGAGAGAAAGGAAAGCAACUCGGAUGUUGGUCAUUGUUCUUGGUAUAUUCCUGGUAUGCUGGCUGCCAUUUUUUAUCACACACAUAUUGAAGAUCCACUGUAAGCAAUGCCAUGUGUCAACAGAACUUUACAGUGCUACUACCUGGCUUGGAUAUGUCAACAGCGCAGUAAAUCCCAUCAUAUACACCACCUUCAACACUGAGUUCAGGAGAGCAUUCCUCAGGAUUUUAGCUUGCUAAGUGAAGUCUUUGAGACGUUACCAUUGGGAUUUGAAUGCUUACUUCCCCUUUCUCGCAGCCACCAGAAUAAACUGUUGCCAUAAAGGAACUCCACAGUCACAGUCUACUGAGAACAGUUCUAUUAAAAUUGUCUAAUCUUCAGAGCUGUUUUUCAUGGUUUUCAUGGUGUUGAGAAAGCUAGAGUCAAACACCAGAGUUCAGCAUACCAACCGGUAUAAAGAGAAUUCAAGGAAACCAGAACGUGGAUGAUAUCAAACAUAGGUCUUCAGAGUAAGGGAAUGAGUGUGGAAUAUUUAGUCAUUUAUAAACUCAGAGUUAGACAUUCAAAGAUCAAGUUUGCAGUCAUAGAGUGUUCAUUCUGACACAAUCUGUCUAUCUUCAGAAUGAGUGGAAAAGGAAAUAUCCAAAAGUCCAGGAUGUCAUAAAGUACCAAAAAAGGAGAGGGGUUGGGUAGAAUACUAAAACAGAUAAAGGAAAUCAUUUUGCUCUGAUCCAAAUUAUCGUUUAGGGAGCUGGGACUAUUUAAUCUCAGUUUCCAAAUCUGUUUUAAAAUGGCUGUAACAGAAAGAUCAUUUACAGCAAGGAAAUGGUGAUUAUCAUUUAACAUCUAUUGAUGAUAAGUGUACUUCUGUGACUAUUAAAUGGAGGUAGCACAUGAAUGCUCAGUGCUUAUGUUCAUACAUUGUUCAAAUGCCCAAGCCAUACACUAAUGUGAGGUGCCAUUUCAAGACAAGGGGUAAAGUUAACAGAAAAUGUUUGGGUUUGAUAUGUAAGUCAAACAGAUGUUCAGUUUGUAUUGUGCAUCAACAUGUAGCUGGGAGAUUUUACCCUCAAGGCUGGCCUGAGUAAUAAACAGGAAUUGACUGGCUUCCCUGAAAGAAUGCAGGAACAUGGCAAAGAAUGCAGAGGCCAAAAAUACAACUGUAUGGAGCUAGUUGUCAGGGCACAUGAGAUAUCUAUUCAUUUCCCUUCUGUCCCAACACCCCAGUGAUAAAAGACACCAAUAAAGGGAAGUGACAGCGAGGUAUGGAAAUGAAGAUGAUGAAGUCAAUAACAGUGGGACGGAGCUUGGCAAAAUAAAACUGGUGUCCAUGGAGGUCUUUACAUCAGAAUGGCUGGAGUGGCAUAAAUAUGUUGGAACUUAUGAAGAUUAAAACAAAAGGAUGGAUGAGGAGAACUUUGUAGAGUUUUGUCUUUUAUGCUCGAUAUCCAAGUAACAUUGGGAAAUAUGAGCUUUAUUUCCAAAGUUGUUAAGUGUUUUUAUCUCUGUGAAGUACAGUCUGAUUUUUUAAAUCCAUACUGAUGGUAUAAAGCAAUCUUUGGAUUUGUAUUAGUUUGAAAUAUACACAAUGCUUCUCCUUCCCAGCCUGAUUAAAAGUGUUUGUCUUGCAGCGAGUGCUAAGAUUUUUUUCUAUGUUUUGUAAAAGCUUUGAUGUUUAAA